AUGCCAGGAACAAUCCUUGUUUCUGUACUUGAAUUCAUGGAUCUUCCAUUUUCUUCAUCAACACCCAUAAGAGCUUCUAUGGGAAAAAUUGAGUACCAAAUCAGCGACAAAGGAAACUUUUCCUUUCCCAUAGCUAGUCUCCGUGAUGAUUUGAUUUUUAAAAUUCAUGAUACCGAAGGGAAUGAAAUAUCGCGUGCAGGAGUAUAUAUCAGAAUGAUAUUAGAGAAAGGUGUUUGGGAAGAUACGUUUCCACUCGGGGAAGGUUACUUGCAUUUGAAACUACAAGUUGUACUAAGCGAUGAAGAGCGCAACAAAAUUCGUAUGAUGAGACAAUCUGCGUUAAAGAAAAAACAAGAUGAGCUUCUUAAUAGCAAUGCCGCGUUACCUUUCCCCACUAGUGAUGAGGUCUCAGUUAUGAAUUUGGUCCUACAUACAUUUCCUCAAAGGCUUUUUCCUGAUGUUUUAAGUGCUCCAUCUUCUCAAGAAUCAUCACCAAAGCAAUACCUUCAACAAGAAGAAGUUCCUCGAUUACAAAGUUCAGUUGAUUUCUCAAACGACAAAGAAAGUUCCACUACAAAUGUUGUUGAGGCUGAGGCUGAGCUUGAACAGAAACAGCUAAACUCAAACAUUGCAGAUCAAUAUAAGAAGACCUCAUCGAUAAAACCCGUGUCACAAGAAGUUAAUCUCAUUCAGUUACAGCAUAGAGAUAAGAAGCCUGCCAAUCCGCCAGCAUCUGAGGAUCAUCCUCAGAGAGCUACAGGUUCAGAAGAAAGGGUGAUUUUGUUAAGCUCCGAAAAAGUUAAUUCCUCAACAAAUAGUCCAAUACAAGAUAAUCUAGAGGAUGAUUGUCUUCGAAACUCGGAGAAGAAGGCUAAACUAGGAAGAACUCCUAGCAAUGUUAAGAAAAUGAUAAGUGCUUUUGAAAGUGGUCUGCCUAAGGAUAUGAGGCCUCAUAUUAAACCACCUCCAACAAAAUAUCAAGUGAUGAGUCCAUUUGAAAAGAAAGAUUCUUCCGAGACUCGGCACUUCGAGCAAGAUAAGUCAUUGAACAUAGAGCCGAUAAGCUUCUUACAAGAAAAGUCGAAAAGUGCUUCGUUGGUAAGAAACUUGCAAGAGGUUCCAGAACAUAUUAUACCAAACAGACAAAUAGAUUCAAAAGAAAGAAAUGAAGAUCAAGAGGAGGAGAUCAAUAAAAAUGCAGCAGCAUCCAGUAGAGAUCAAGAGGAAGAGAAAAAUUACAGAAAUUUGAGGAGAACAUCGACAUAUGAAACAUUCGAUAACAACUGUUACCCUUUUGAAAAUUCUGAGAAUGCAGCAUGUAUUGAAACUGGAACUGAUGGAAGCAAGCAUGAAAAAAUACAUGACAUAGAAGAAUCAAAAACCAAAACUUCUGUUGAUGAUAAUGGAGAUGAAAAUUCUGGAGGACCAUUUAAUCAGGUGAUAAAAGUUGCAAUCAUUUUAGGCUUUGGAUUACUUGUUCUCCUUACCAGACAAAGAAAUAAGAGAAGGAAGGACAAGAGUGCUUGA
Molecule: messenger RNA, 1527 nt
Organism: Vicia faba (fava bean)
Lineage: Eukaryota; Viridiplantae; Streptophyta; Magnoliopsida; Fabales; Fabaceae
Source: the annotation of a GenBank genome assembly